AAUAAUUCAAAAAUUACCAUAUUGUUGUGGUUGGAAAUCAUUAUAGCAAACCCCUUCAAAGACCCAUCACAAAUCACUAUACUAGUUACCCCAUUCAGUUAACACCUAGUAAAACUAAGAAACUUUACACCCCAAACAAAUGAACACAAAAACAAUGAAAAUACAAAGAACCACUUGUCUUACUGCAAGACUUCAUUAACUUGCUACGACUAGCUUAUUAUUUGUAGUAGAAGAAGUAAUGGGCCUUCAUAAAUACUUGUUCCUACCAAUUUUCUCUCUGAAUGCACUUUCUUCUUGGGAUGAGGAACUGUCCUUCUCCAUAAGAAAGCUCCAACUCAUUUGAGCCUUCUUUAAUGCUCUGACUCCUCCUUCUACUUCAAUUUAAUGUCCUCAUUUUUUUUUUAAGUUUUUCUUACUGUUUGAGUUUGUACUCCAUUAAUAAAAGAUUGAAUUUUAGCCUUCCAUUGUUCAAUCUAAACUGUGCUUAGUAAUUUCUUCUAGGACACCUAUUUCUUUUCUUGCUUUCACAAUUGUUCAUUUUGACCACUUGUCACUUCUUUAGGCCUUGCAUCUGGUUUUCACCCCUAAAAUAAAAAAUUGUUGUGAAAAAGAAGUUGAAGAUGAAUUUUGGAAUUAGUCCUGGAAAUGUGGCAGUUCACCAUGGAAGUUGCACUGCAAAAGUGGCUGUUGAAAGGAGGAUUAAAAUAGCAGAAUUGGUGUUAAGGGUUUUGAUAUUAGGGUUGGGUGUUGCUGCUGCUGCUCUUGUUGGCUUAGAUAGUGAAGUUAAGGUCAUCUUUGCCAUCACUAAGAAGGCUUCUUUCACUGACAUGAAGUCUCUUGUGUUCUUGGUGAUAGCUAAUGGGAUAGUUGCUGCUUAUUCACUGGUGCAAAUAGUGAGGUGCGUUUUGGGAGUGAUCAGAGGAAGUGUUCUCUUUAGCAAACCUCUAGCCUGGCUCAUCUUCUCUGGUGAUCAGGUUAUGGCGUAUCUGACCCUUGCAGCAGUAGCAGCAGCUGUACAGUCAUCUGUGAUUGGAAAGUUUGGACAAGCAGAACUACAAUGGAUGAAGACAUGUGGUUUCUAUCCGAAGUUUUGUAAUCAAAUUGCAGAAGGAUUAGCAAGUUCUGUGGUGGUUAGUCUUUGCACAUUGAUUCUCUCUGGCAUCUCGGCUUUUAGCCUCUUUCGCUUAUAUGGAGGGAACAAAGGGAAGAGCAAUACAAGAUGGUAGGCGGUAGAAUAGGAAUGUGUAUACAUAUAUAUAUUAUGGCUCGUUUCUGGUGUAGUUUUUAUUAAUGUAAUGGUGACUCAAAAGCAUUUUUCAAUGCGGAAAAUGUAAUUCUCUCUAGUAGUUCUAAAAUAAUAUAGGAAUAGCUAUGGUAAAGCUUAGUCUUAUCUUGUGUAAUUAAGUGUUUGCUCUUGAUGGAAAUAUUGUUACGAGUUUCAAAGUAGGUUUUGUAUUUAGCCAUUACGUGCAAUCAUUUUUCACUUGAA
Molecule: messenger RNA, 1489 nt
Organism: Chenopodium quinoa (quinoa)
Lineage: Eukaryota; Viridiplantae; Streptophyta; Magnoliopsida; Caryophyllales; Amaranthaceae
Product: CASP-like protein 2B1
Exons: 4
Coding region: 621-1226 (201 amino acids)
Source: RefSeq, a predicted model, not a curated record